Messenger RNA from Capsaspora owczarzaki ATCC 30864, 909 nucleotides. RefSeq lists its product as hypothetical. The transcript is spliced from 2 exons. The record is from RefSeq and is a predicted model, not a curated record. The coding region runs from base 1 to 909 and encodes 302 amino acids. Lineage: Eukaryota; Filasterea; Ministeriida; Capsasporidae.
AUGCUUCAAUCUGCGUUCAACUCGUUUGCUUGCAAGAGGCUCUCAGCUUUUUCGCGCGCUUUUGGUGUUUUGUCAUUUUCGCCGCCGCCGCCUCUUCUGCUUUCUCGCGUUCCUCGUGGGCUCUUCCACUCACAACAACAAUCAAGCGAGGUCGAGACCACCAAGCCGGUUCUGCUUGUUGGAGGCCCAGACGACGAGCUCUUCUACCAGAAGUACACGACGCUCGGUCAGCACGCUCAGUUCAAGACAGCAGGUGCAUUUGACAGGAAGGCUGUUUCUCACAUCAUGAGGCAAACCAAGCUCAAGCAUGCCUUUCUCAGCGACAGCAACAUGUAUGCAGCUUCGCCCAAUCUGGCUGCCGCCCAGGCGCAGAUCUCGAAAAACGUUGGCGUACCUGUCGUCUACACGCUGUUGCCGCGCAUCGAGUCGUACCUGAUUUUGAGUGAAAUGCUCACGCGGAGCGAGGAAGCAUACGCCCUGCGCCACCACGCCAUCCGCGUGAUUUACAAGCACAUGGAUUACUUUUUCACCUCAUUCAAGAGCAUGCGCGAGGAGUCGGGUCUGGGUCUCUCUACGAAGUCGAGCGAAACAGCGCCGAACGACCAGCAGAACAAGGUUUUUACAGCUGUCGACCGACUUUUUCCGCGCAUGGACCCGAACGGUCCGGAGAUGCUCUGGAGUGAGCUGGUUCAUCAGCAGCGCGUCAACGCUUCGUCAAGCUCAUUCGAUCCUGUUGGCUUUUGGACCACGUAUGUCAAGAUGGUGGAUGGCAAGAAGGCAAUGGUGCGUGGACCUGACGGAGAGCCGAGGAGCACCGACGCGAUGAUUUGCAAGACGACGUGUCUCCACCCCAAAGUCCAAGCUCUGCUCGACCAAACUGUGCAGGCUGCUCUUCAAGGCUUGAAGUGA